This is a messenger RNA of Marchantia polymorpha subsp. ruderalis, 826 nucleotides long. Lineage: Eukaryota; Viridiplantae; Streptophyta; Marchantiopsida; Marchantiales; Marchantiaceae. The record is from the annotation of a GenBank genome assembly.
UCUCAGAGUUCCAAGUCCUCACUCUCGCCUGCAUUUCCACAUUGCAUUUCCUCACUCCAUUGCUGUCAGCUCACAUCGUUCGCCGAAUUCAUCACUUCCAACCCUCGUUUCGAUCUAGCUUCCGUUGUUUCUUCAGUCAAUCAAUCAGUCAGUCAACAUGAAUCCCUUCACCAGUCUGAAGGUACGACUGCGCAGACUCACUCGCGGCUCAGCUCAUGUGAGCACCACCACCGGACAAGCUACGCGCGUUCACACCACAGGUCACUGGAGGCGCCACUUGAAUCGUGCAAUGUGCUGGAGGAGGCCCAGACGCACCCGAACAAGUGUCACCAUCUAAAUCAUCGGUGAGAAGAAGAGAAAGACAUUGCCAUGGGAGAUUAGGAGAAGCAGUGGAGGAGCGUUUCUUCGUUUGCCGUGAAGAUUGCGAUGAGGCUCUUGAGAAGUGAUCGCCAGUCGAGCGAACUCUUCCAAGACGCAAGAUAGAAGGUUGGACAUCACACGACGAAAAUAUUCCGACGAAAAUAUUUGCUGCUGUGAGAUUGUACGAAGCAGCUGCCUCACAAAGUACCUUGGACAUCACAAGACCUCGUAUUACAUAGUUUUCAUCUGUUUCGCUUUUUAGGUAGUUUUUAGAGAGGGAAAUAAUGUUUUUUAUUUCCGCCUCAUGUAUAGAGAAAUCGAGUGUACUUGUCUAUAUGUAGCACCACAGCUGUCACAAGUAAGAUAUGACAAAUUGAUCACAAGCCCACUUCAAAUCCGGAAAUAUCUAUAGAAUUCAUUUUAGCGUGUAAGUAUCUGAAUUUGGAAUAUAACAGAGUUGGGAUUC